AUGGGGCUCCUCGAUAAAAUACGGCCCAGCAAAGGCGACAGCGCCAACAUCAAGAUCCGCGUCGACUCAAACCGCUGGGAGAGGAUCCGGAGUGGCCUGUCCGACCUGGGCACAGGUAUCAGACCAUGGCUGCCACCACUCAACUACAUCACCAUUCAUUAUGCAUACUUUCUGGUCGUCGGACUUGUCGCGACCCUUGUUUUCUGGGGCGCUUCUCAUCCCGCCUUGAGCGUUGGCUUCUGGGACAGCAUGUUCCUGGCCUUUUCUGCCCUGACCUCGGCCGGUCUGAACACGGUCAACAUAAGUGCAAUGUCCACCGGCCAGCAGGUCAUCUUGGCAACCCUCCUUAUGCUCGGGAAUCCGAUCAUGAUAUCAAUUUUCACCCUAGUCUUCCGCAUGUACAUCUUUGAGAGACGCUUCAAGGAUAUCGUGCAGGCUGAAAGAGAGCGGAAGAUGAAGGCGACUGGGGCAGUGGUCGGGAUGGCCGGCGCCAUGUUUGGCCUGCCAGUCAUGUCUACAUUUCGGUCGCGGGACAAGACUGAAUCCAAAUCACGGAAGUUUCGAAGUGCAAUCACUCGCGAUCGGGACCAAGCUAAUGUGGCAGGCAUGGGCACCAAGAUUGCCGGGUCUCCCGAGACAAGCAAAUCGUCAAAGUCAAAGUCACCAACACCAAGUGAACUGGCUGAGAAAAAGGCACAGGUUGACUUGGAGGCUGCGAAAUCUCCGUUUCUGGCCCCACCAAAGGCGGGCUCUUCAGACAUGCCUAUGAGCCCCGGAGGGCGAAGCAUCAAGUUCCUGGACCCUAUUACUGAGGGCGAGCCCAGCCAAGCAACGGGACUUGGAGUCUCGAGUGCAUACCAGCGUGGCAGCCCCCAGAUGUCCAGGCAGAAAUCCGCAGUCAGCCAAGACGCCGGGAGUCGGCGUCCAGCUCGAUCGAACCAGGAGCAGUCCUUCAGCAUCGACACAUUUCUGAAACAGAACAAGGUCAAUGUUGGACGGAACGGGCAGUUCCACAACCUGACAGCACGGGAACGGGAAUACCUCGGCGGCGUUGAGUACCGCGCAAUCAAGCUCCUCAUCGCCACGGUGACGGUGUACUUCUUCCUUUGGCAGCUCCUCGGUGCCAUCGCUCUCGGAGCCUGGAUUGCAGUCAACAACCCUUCAGCCGCUGCAGAGAACGCACAGAACCCCUGGUGGACGGGUGUGUUCAUUGCAAUCUCCGCAUUCAACAACGGCGGCCUGACCCUCUUGGAUGCUGGUAUCGCGGCGUUUGAGAGCGGGUGGUUCCUCUUGGUGGUCACAGUCUUCCUUAUGCUCGCGGGCAGUGCGGCAUUCCCUGCAUUCCUAAGGCUGAUCCUCUGGUGUAUGGCUCAGGUGCUGAAAUACGGCACCCAAGAGGAAGACUAUGCUAUCACGAAGGAGACCCUUGACUUCACGCUCAAAUACCCGCGCCGAGUGUACACGAUGCUCUUUCCCUCGAAGCCUACCUGGUUGCUCGUGGCGAUGCUUGUUGUUAUGGUGGCGGCAGACUGGAUUGCGUUAUUGGUCCUGAGCAUCGGAAAUUCGGCCCUCGACACGGACCCCUCGGGCGAGCGAGUAUUCAACAUGCUUUUCCAGUCAAUUUCAAUUUGGUCCGGAGGCUUCGCUAUCAUCAGCCCGUCCGCUGUCUACUUUGACAUUCAGGUGCUCUGGCUGGUCAUCAUGUACCUGGAAACAUAUCCAGGAACCAUCACCAUGCGAAACUCGAACGUUUACGAAGAGAGGUCGCUCGGGAUUUACGCAGGAGACGAUGAGCCUGCCAGCGACGAGAAGCCGGACCCUGGAAAAGAAGACACUGCCCAGUUUGCUGCCCAGACACUGCUGUCCGUGCCACAACAAGGCAACAAUGGACCGUUCUCCCCCACCUCGGCCUUUUCCCAGACCUCGAACAUGUCCACCCGCUCCAUCAAGAAACUUGCUCAGGUUGGCCGACGUGGGACAGCCUUUGUCGGACGCCAGAUCCAGCGGCGCAUGACAGGCUUCCAAGGCGUGGGCGUCAGCGCACCAAAGAGGCCAGGUCGCGUAAACGGAGGUGCAUCAAAAAGCACGUUCUUCCACGUCACGCCCAAUCCCGGUUCCUCUCCAUCACCGUCCAAUUCGUCUUCGGCAACAAUCACAUCCAUAUCUACUCAGAACGAAGGAGAAGUCGACCUUGUCUCGCAGCACGUAAGGAGCCAGCUCUCCCACGACAUCUGGUGGAUGGCCCUCGCCAUGUUCCUCAUUGCAGUUAUCGAGACGAAACAUAGCCUCCUUGACCCGGAGACCUACAGCGUGUUUAAUAUCAUGUUUGAAGUUGUGAGUGGUUACACGAACAUAGGACUGUCACUCGGCCUGCCAAAUCAGGCGUAUAGUUUUAGUGGAGGUUUAUAUACGGGCAGCAAGGUCGUCAUGGUGCUGGUCAUGGUACGAGGGAGACACCGCGGCUUGCCUGUGGCCCUGGAUCGUGCUGUAAGGCUGCCAAAAGAGCAACUGGACGACGAGGAAGAGGAAGACGCCGAGAUCAGAAGGGCUAUAAGUCGGGACACUAGUGUGAGGAGUCGCGUGGUCAGUCGGAGAGUGUCUUUUGACGGGCCGUCGCCGUGA
Molecule: messenger RNA, 2622 nt
Organism: Diaporthe citri
Lineage: Eukaryota; Fungi; Ascomycota; Sordariomycetes; Diaporthales; Diaporthaceae
Exons: 3
Coding region: 1-2622 (873 amino acids)
Biological process (GO): potassium ion import across plasma membrane; intracellular potassium ion homeostasis
Cellular component (GO): plasma membrane
Molecular function (GO): high-affinity potassium ion transmembrane transporter activity
Source: RefSeq, a predicted model, not a curated record